GGUGGUGAAGAACAAUAAAGGUAAGCGACCAGCUAUCAAAGAUGCACCUCAGAACCAAGCCUGCAGGCUGAAGAGGCAGAGGAAAGUAGUUGAUGAAAAUGAAAGCGAUGAUGACUUUGAACUGCAACCUGGGCAAGGUGGAGCUGCAACUGACUUAGUGGAAAAUGAGAGCAAGAAAAUAAAGAAAGAGAGCAUUAAAGAUAUCAAGGCCAGGUUUAGGACAAUAAGAACAAGAUCAUCACCCAACAUGAUUGUGAAAGCUCUCUCUGUGAUGACUGCUGCACAAAAGAAGGAGAUACACAAGAUGGGUUUUGGUGCACUGUUUGAUCUGCAAGUAUGUGAAAUACCAGGAAGGUUGGGGUUUUGGGUGGUUGAUAACUUCAACCCGAAAACAUGCCAUGCUCAUUGCUGCUGCACAAUGGAAGUGAGUUGCGUGUAACGGAAGAGGAUGUAGCCCUCGUUUUGGGAUUUCCAAUAGGAGGCAGAAAAAUAGUACCAAAAAAGAAGAACGAGGAAUGUGCAUUGCUUGAAGAGUGGAAAGGCAUAUUUGAUAAGGAUGAAUACAAAAUCAGCCCAUCCGAUGUCAGUACAGAAAUGCUUAGUUAUAAAGAAGGUGGUGAGUGGUUUUCUAGGCACUUUAUUGUUUUUGUAGUGUCACUGCUUCUCGACAACACGCAAAAUGGAUAUGUCAAUCCAAUGAUUGUUAGUCACUUGAAUGAGGUUGAAAAAAUCAAGGAGAUAGACUGGUGUGACCAUGUUCUAAAUUGUCUAAUAGAUAGCAAGGUGUCAUGGGAGAAAAAGAAGGACAAGGCAUUCACCGGUCCAUUGCUAUUUCUAACAGAAUAUGUUAAGAGAUUUGCACAUAAAAGCAAAAUGUUGGCAUCAACUGUGAUUGAUGUGCUAAAGAUGUUUGAAGAUGCACCAAAGAGCUUAAUUGAAAAGGAAAACUUCAUAAGGAUUCAAGAAGCAGCAAAACAAUUGAUUGGUGUAGGGAAGAGAAAAAGAGGAGUUGAUCGUAGAGAAGAAAACGACGCUAGAAGUACACAGGAGAGAGAGGAUGAUGCCUUCUGGGCUGAAACUAUAGCAGCAGUGGAGAGGGUUGAGAAUCCAAAUCAGAAAAAGAGUUUGUACGACAAAGGAAUUGAAGACAUUCCUU
Messenger RNA from Cuscuta europaea, 1156 nucleotides. NCBI's taxonomy places the organism in Eukaryota, Viridiplantae, Streptophyta, Magnoliopsida, Solanales, Convolvulaceae. The record is from the annotation of a GenBank genome assembly.